GGGUUGAUGAGCUGCAUUGUUGUCUACGACUACGCGCGAUUCAAAUCACCCUCGUUUUUCAGCAGGCAAGUUCCUAAGCCAUGAAGGAAGCUUUUAUACUGGUUCUUUUUGCCUAAUCACCCCACCAAAUGGCUUCUAAUAACGGAUUCCAGUACGUCACAUAACAUAAGAUCGAGAAGCUCAGGUGCACUGAACCGGCAGAGCGGGUAAUAUCCCAAAGUCCUUUACCUGACAAGCCUGAGCACUACAAUCAGAAGGCCCCCUGCCACUCCCAUGGUACCCCUCAGACCGGUCAAAAACUACUCAGCACGAGGCCAUGUCAACGCCGUCCUCACCGAGUCCACUUUCCUCUCUCACAGACUCGUUCAUCAUCACCGUUCCCAGCAGACCGUCAAGCCGUUGCUUGAAGCGCUCAACGCCCAGUCACUACAACCACCACACCGCCAGCCGCAUACUUGCUCAGCCCGCAGCCCGCAUCAGCCGUCAUCCAUACGAUCGCGGCCGCAGGCAUAUUGCGCUGAUUUCGCUCAACCGUGCAAACACCAGUACCAGCACCACCGGCUACUCACUCCACGUUCUGUCGCCAGUACCACGACAGCUCAGCCCGCCUUGUUGCUAAAGCAGUGGACGGGGUGGACAAGGCUCCACGUCCGGUCCUAAUCUUGCUCAGGCUCGAGGUUCUCAGUUUGACGGCUGCGAGCAGCACACAUCUCAUCGACCUUCCAUCUGUUGGCAAGGAGCCUCAACGACCUGAUUGGGUUUGCGCUAACAUACCUACUUAUCGCCUUUCCGCCUAGCUUCCCCGGAUUCUUCGCCUCUCUCAUCACAGCAUUUUCCAUUCCCGACCGUCUGGUAUCCUUCUCUCAGCCGUCGUUUUGACUUCGGCCCUCGCUGUUGCUCCACUCGGCGCACUACGGGGGGUUUCAACGUCAAGUGCCUGGUGAUGGCUUUCGUGGCACAUUAGCCUCCCACCACACUCCCCCUCUUCUCACCCCGGCGUCGCUCAAUUUUUGACCACCGCUUCUGAAAGACAAGCCGGGCAGCUAGCUCUUCUUUUGUCAUUGACUGUAUUUCGUCGAGUUUGAUUCCGCGUGGUGGUACCUUGACCUUCGUCUUUCUGUUCUUACUCCUACUGCUAGGCAGUGUUUGUUCCACACCCUGCCCUGUCUCACUGCAGCCAUUAUGAAUCCACAUUAUCCUUCCAAAGUUAAGAGGCCUCUCCUCCAACCGGGAGUUGAAGAUCCGGGCCCUUCGUCAAUAUCUUUCACCCCCAUCGUGGAUGACGACUUCACCUUUAUACCAUUUGAGAUCCAAGACAAUCUUGAUCAACUGGCACAGUUCUAUGGACUAGCCUCUGGUACUCAAUUACAUCAACUGAUUGAACAACAGCAUUGCAGGAAGAGGAGAAGGCUUGCGCCAUCAAUUCCAAUGACACCCGAGCAAGGACCGACUUCGUCCCAGGGACCUCUAAUGAAACUCCCAUUAUCAGGAACUUAUGGUCAACGUGAUGAGCACUAUGGGGCAUCUUCAAGCUGGGACGACUGUGGCCAGAACUCAAUGCCGUCUUCUACUUCCCCAUUGACCAGGCGUAUGGCGGAUCUGACCUUGUUCUUCUGCCCAUGUUGUGGCUGGGACCCAAGACAUCAGGAUGGCUAUCAACAGCUCCCAAGCUCUGCACCGGCAGUUUCUGGUCCAGAUGCUCCUUACAUGGCAGAAAAACAACCGUCUAUGACAAUGCCAUCAUCUGAACCGUAUGAUGACGCAACUCUGAGCUCUGUUCAACAGCCAGAUUACAGCUUUCAACAACCUAAUUUGAAUGUUGCGCCCCUUGUCAACUUUCCUCUCAUCUCUGGUCAAACGGCGUUAGCGGAGCCUGUGAUGAGUGGUCCUGGGCCAACUCAUCAACCUCAUCUAUCAGCUGGAGACUUUUACGUCGCCCAAGCUUUCAAAGAGGAGCCACAGCUGGAGAACCAGGCACUAAUGCCCGGUCAACAGCUUGACACCAAGGCAUUUCCACAAGUCGGCUACACUUCCGAUCCUAGCCUUAUCGAUGCAAAUGCCAUUACUCACCAGAGCUUGGCUCCACCCGACAGCGUUCCCCAAUAUGGUAUGCUAAUCAAUACUCAACUUGGCGAAGAUACAGUGCAGAACGGGUGGUCUCUAAUGGAUCAACAAGCCAAUUAUGAAAUCGUGCUCACUAACCAAAGAGGGGGAAAGAGAGGUCCGUUCAAGGACCCAAAUCUCCGUGAACAAACUGCCCAAACCCGGAAGAUCGGUUCCUGUAUCAGGUGCAGAAUGCAAAGAAUUCGUUGUGAAAACAACCCCGAUGAAGAGGGAGGGGCCUGUUUGACAUGCAAAAAAGUCUCCAAUUCGAGAGCGGGGCGCUUUCCUUGCCUCAGAUAUAAGAUAACAGAUAUCCGACUUUUCAAACCGGGCCAAGUACCCGGUUAUGAAUGGACACGGCGAUGGACCAACAACAUCUCGGAUCCGAUACAGAGCUGGGCUACGACUGAAGAGCCCAGGACCAUCUAUCUGUCCGAGGGGCUAUCGAAUAAGUUUGUUAAGGUGAAGGUUCAACGAUUCAUUCCUCAAGCUGGUGACAAGCUGGAACGUACUUGGGAUUACAACGGUGUCAAGAAAUCAGUAAAGAUUCCUCCGUAUGCGAUGGUCAACCUCGAGGAGGCGAAGAAAGAGUACCUGGACCAUAUUGAGAAUAGCAUGCAGGAUGCUUUUACCAAGUUGCUGGGCCCACCUGAAGGCCUGCUAUUCCGAACGUACUUACGUGCUUGGAAAAUCUUCAAAGACCCGUCCACUACGCCAGAGUGCGUGGAACUUAUUCAUCAUACACUCUUGUUGUGGAUGUCGAUUCGUCUGACAACGCGGUCGAGCUUCAUUGUUGGAGAAGAGACCUUGGGGAUGAAGCAAAGUAUCCUGGACGAAACAAACCCGAACCAUGGCAAGAUCCCUCUUCCGCCUGUACUUGGCGCUCAGAUGGAUCUUAUCCUGAUUCACCACAUACAAACCAAGCUGCGAAGGGAGCUUCUGGACAAACUCCAGAAGAUGAUGUCAAAGAACAAGCAGAGCACUUGGCUAGUGACGUAUCUUGUGAUUUUCAUUCUUUUGCAUAACACAGCUCUCAUCACUGCUCAUGACGCUGGAUACGCGAAAAAGCACGGCAUGAAGCGACGCUUUGCGCGUGAGGAGAAGGUCAAAGAAUACCACCUAGGCGCAAACAUCUUGCUCGCACACUUCCAUUACUGUAACAAGGGCAUCUACCCUUUCUCGGAAGAUUGCAAAGACCAAGACUUGCGAACACUGGCAGGCUUGGAUGAAGAAAAGAUCAAGUUUGUCCAUCAUACUAGCAACCUGGCUAGACGGCAUGCGUUGCAAUGGGAGGAGAUCCGGAACAAGGCCGUGUACGAGCAUGAUUACUUUUUUGUCAGCCAAUUGUUCGAGACCAACUGGCAACCUCGAACAACAAUAUGAUCGGGUUUGGUUGACCAGUAACAUCUCUGGUAGUCCUCAGUGGUAGUAGGGAGGCAAUGGGUGACUUGGAACCAACGGCAUAGGCGCAGAGUUUGAGAAGAUGCUGUACUCACAGCGGAGGUGCAGGAACUGAGACUGUAUACGAAGUGAAUGGAGGGCGGUGAAUGUGGAUGACGGCGGCAACAGCAACGGCCAUAAUGACGAUGACGAUGACGAUGACGAUGAUAACGAUAAUGGAAACCAUUUUAAAAUGCCAGGGUAGUCUUGGUUACGAAAAGGCGGUCAAGAGCAGGUGAGGUUCAGAGAAAGAGACGAACUGGUGUGAUGGUUUGAAGGGAAUGACAUAAAGCAACAGCUAAAUUGGGUGCGGGGGGGCGGGUGAGGAUGCUAUAGUCUAGCCGAAGAGAUUGAUCAUUGUUGUUCAGUCCCGACAAACCGCCACAUGGACCAGUUCACGAUGCGGGACACGACAAAUCAGCGGGGAGGAGGGUCAUAAGCGAAACAAUGUAACAGGAGGAAACGGAGUGCACGCCAGCAAAUUGCGAUGCGAUGGAAGAAAGGGGAUGACGGUGAGAGGAGAGGGACAGGUACACCGAGAGAGUGUGCGGGCACCUACAGAAAGAGGCGAGAGUUUGCUCACCGAGUGUCGAUGGGAGACGGGCUGCUGCGUUUUGACGGCUUGCGCAUUAUUGCACAGAAACACGAGGCGGAUCAAAGGUUUAUAUGUAAGGUCGCUGAGGGUUGGCUCGCGGAGGGAUGCCGGACGGGCCGGGCCUGGUUGUGCGGCACUUGACAAACCCGGGCCAUUCAUACCGCAGCUAUGCUAUGACUUGUCUUGGCUCAGCCGGUCGACUUGGUCUGAUAGUGUGGAUAAUGCAGCACUGUGUACGGAGCACUACAUAACAUGUGUAUGUGCUUCCUACACGCUGUGUGGUUUAUUAGUACGUCUAUUAUUCAGGUUGUGUAUCCAUCGGGAAGAGCGGAGGGAUGACGAUGGGACAAAUGGGACGGAAGUAUGAAAUGAGACACGGAUUGCACAUCCCUUGCGUUGCCUUUCCUUUCCUUUUCUUUGCUUUGCUUUGCUUUGCUUUGACAGUCGAUUGUUGACCGUCCGAGGUGUCCGCGUCGCCUGGGCAUCAUUCUUUUGGCGUUGUUUUGACGGGGAACCAGUAAUUAGGAUCCGAGAAACGAACCAAACAAACCUAAGCUAAGCGGGUGGUAACGGAGAGUAAUCCGCCGGCCAAUGAAGCUGUACAACACCUCAAGUAAAGUUUAACCAUUGCCAAAGGAUCAAUGUCGACUGCCGUGUUUUUGGGGGCCCUUGUCGGCUUGUUGAACGGACACAAUGCUACCUAUAGUAGCACAGCUACGGAGUACUGCUAAGUUAGUAGUUACUGUAAAGGUGACGCCAGCCAG
This is a messenger RNA of Fusarium verticillioides 7600, 4902 nucleotides long. RefSeq lists its product as hypothetical. Lineage: Eukaryota; Fungi; Ascomycota; Sordariomycetes; Hypocreales; Nectriaceae. The coding region runs from base 1183 to 3486 and encodes 767 amino acids. Gene Ontology annotation, biological process: regulation of DNA-templated transcription. The record is from RefSeq and is a predicted model, not a curated record. Gene Ontology annotation, molecular function: DNA-binding transcription factor activity, RNA polymerase II-specific; zinc ion binding. The transcript has 7 exons.